This is a messenger RNA of Seminavis robusta, 2568 nucleotides long. Lineage: Eukaryota; Bacillariophyta; Bacillariophyceae; Naviculales; Naviculaceae. The record is from the annotation of a GenBank genome assembly.
GUGGUGUGUCAACAAACUCUCAUCCCUCAUCUGCAAUGGCGUAAUGGCCAAUAAUGCAAGUAAAGACUAUAUGUACACUGUACUGGUACACAUACCGGUAAUAAAGAAGCAUCUCCCCAAUGAGCACCAACAAGAAGGUAGUGGUUGUACUGAGAGUACUCCUUGCGAUCUCUGUCCUUACCAUCUUAUCAACAUUCAGAAGCGCAAGUCUGUGUCCCACCACUAUUAUUUGUACUCGCCAGGAACGUCCGGCUGCUGUGGAUUGCCGCCGUCGUCAUUCUCAUGAAAGCUUUACCUGGAUACCAACUGCAGCCAACAGCCAAUCAUGUAUGGAGUUAUUGUCGCCAACAGGAAGGCUACCCUGUCUGGCAAAUCCUUCCAAUUUUGAAGGCUAUUGGACGCAAGAGGUGUCUACACUCGAUCAGACACUUGGUGCUGAACCUUCCUUGACCUCUUGGAGUUGGCAUUUCGACAGACAUGACGAUCGAGCAUCUUCUUCUUCAGGAAGAAACCCCAUUCGAGUGCCCAAUAUCCCACCCUUUGCAACCCCACACAACAACAAUAAGCCUCUUGGGUCCUUAUCAUUGCUCCAAGAAACAAAUAAUGCCUCCCUCGUGUUGUAUGGCUCGUCGCAUGUCCGCGAACUCUACUUUGCCAUGAUUCGCAUGGCGCGGGGGCAAAAGUACGAUGCACCCCUGGAAACCAACGUGAUGCGGGUAGGGAGUGCUCCUUUUGGAUACAAUGCAACCCCUGCGUGUGGUGAUAGCCCCAAUACAAUGGACAAGAGGCAUGGCAUUGACCUCGAGGCAUGCGGGGAACCAGACAAGCGGCUGGUGCCAGAGCUUGGUGGCAACAACAACAAUGUUGCCAUUGGAUUCAAAACGUUUCUGCACACACCUCAAGCCGAUGAUUCCUUUCUGGAUUUCUUGCAGGCCAAUCGACUACGCCAUCCAUCUGUGCUAGUCGUAGAUGUCGGGAUUUGGGGUCUGCGCGGACGCAAGACCAGUCCUCAACUGAAUAAUCGAACACACGGUGUCUUAUUGCAACCCGACGAAGAAGUCGAUUAUUAUCUGCACUGGCUCGAAAACAGCUUUCCCAACUCAACAAUCAUUUAUGUUUACGAAAAGGGUCCUUUGGUGGAUCUGGAAUCUUGGAUUCUGCCAAGAAUCUAUGAUAUUGUGCAUCAGCAGCAACAGGAGAAGAAUAGGGGCAGGAGGCCACUGUCCAUGAUUGUCCGCAAGGACUUGAUACAAAACAAUAGACCCGAGGACAUGCCCUGUGCACACGGCUGCGCAGGACCAGUGACAAUGGUGGUUUCAUCACUGAUAUUGGACUGGUUGUCUGAAGUUUUCUUGCCUGGUCAUGAUGAUUGUGAUGUUGGUGGUAACGCGCCAUCUCGGUGGCGUUAAAUUGCACCACUUAUUGCGGAAACAGAAGAGGUGUCUGUUAUCACGAAUUGGGAAAAGGGAAGUUCAGUUGCACGGAUUGGUACCAAAACUGCGGCAUGUAGCUUGCUACAGUACCAUACCGAUAGUACGGUAUGUUGAAUGAGUAACUCUAACCUCUACAACUCAGUACAUUGACAAUAAGGGAAGUUUUAAGUUAGAGUACGGCAGCUGCAUGUGGCUACUGCAAAUUCAGCUCUGUACCAAACCCCCUCGAAAAACAAUCCGGGACCGUCAUAACAGAAUCGAUCCAGCGAAAGGCGAAGCUCAAAACCUUCUGAAGAGGCGUUCACGCCACAAAAAAUUUGUAUUUAGUUUACAAGAAAGAGUAGAGGCGGGUAUCUAGCUAGCCGCACUGUUGCCUUUGCCAUGGCCAAAGAAAACAAGUCAUCCAUGACCACCUUCACCUUGCUGCCUAAGCCUCAUGAAGUUCUUUACUGUCCUUUGUUGCCUUUCUUCUUUCGCCGUUGCUUUUGGUCUUUGCUGCUACCGUUGGCUUUGGUCGGGUCAUUGUUGGCUGCAGCAGCUUGUUGAUUUGGGUUACUGGCAGCACCAGCAUUAUCAUUCCUGCUACCGCUACCUCGCCUCUUGUGAUUUGUAUAUCGGAGAUAGACGGAAAAGGAAAGGAACACCACCGACAGAAUCACAAAACCAAUAUCUUUGAGCGCCAUAUUUCUCCCACCGUCACCAGCACCGAAAGCCGCACCGAACCUCGAGGACGGCACUUGGCGCUGUGAUUUCUUCAUCUGGUCUCUUUGUUUUCUCUGUGCGACUUUGUGAGGUAAAGGCACGUUCCCUAGAAGCUGCGAUGCCAUCCCGCAAGGUAAGUAAAGACUCGAUUGUGAUGUUGGAUUGUCGACCGAUGUAGUGGCGUGUUUGCUCGGGCAGCUGCUCUGUGCUAGAGUCAAAGUCAACGUAUGACUUCAAUAAUAUUAUUGUUUUGCAAUUUGGAAGGCAGUGUGAGGCCCAUGAAUUGUUAAUCUUUUUAUAAGAAGAUCAUGUAUUAGCCCCCCAGAUACUAGUAGCUAGCUAUCUAGUAGCUGCAACAACCAUUUUAAAAUUAGCCCUUUGGGUCAAAGUCUACUUCUUUCAAAUUAUUUUCCUUUAGACCAUGCAAUACCAG